Molecule: messenger RNA, 2793 nt
Organism: Pan troglodytes (chimpanzee)
Lineage: Eukaryota; Metazoa; Chordata; Mammalia; Primates; Hominidae
Gene: EDN3
Product: endothelin 3
Exons: 4
Coding region: 596-1174 (192 amino acids)
Biological process (GO): regulation of vasoconstriction; intracellular calcium ion homeostasis; vein smooth muscle contraction
Cellular component (GO): extracellular region
Molecular function (GO): endothelin B receptor binding; hormone activity
Source: RefSeq, a predicted model, not a curated record
GCCUUUUCUCAUCUGUUCUUGCUCUUGGAUGGGGGGCUGCUACUCCGGAGCGGCGAACUGGCGGGCGGGGGUGCGCCUGUGAGUGUGAGCGCGCGUGUGCGUGUGUGCGCGCGCUCUCGUGGCCUUCCGGCAGCUGGCAGCUGUCCCGGCCCCCACCCCACCCAACCCCACCCCACCCAGCCGCGCCACGCCACGCCGCCCCCGCCCCUCGCUGUGCUGGGUGCGCCUCGGGCCGCUGCGCUCCUGGCCAGCUCCCCCCAGCGCCUGGGAGGCGACCCCCAGUGCGCCCGGGUUCAAAGGCCCGGCGAGGCAGUUCCAGCCCCUCUGGGGGGCGGGGAGGCGACGGGGGUGGUGCAGAAGCCAGAAAAGCCCGAGCCACAGCCGGCCAGCUCCGCGCAGGGAUGGGCAGCGCGCUCUGAAAGUUUAUGACCGCCGCAGCCAACUCCUGGCCGGAGCUGGAGACGCAGCGAGCGAUCGGCCGGCCUCGAACCCCCACAGCUGGAGGGCGAGGCCAGCUGUACCCGGCCCCAGUGCCCUUUCGCGGCCACAAGCGGCCGUCCUCCUGGUCCGGUGCUCCGGCGCCUGAUCUAGGUUCAUGGAGCCGGGGCUGUGGCUCCUUUUCGGGCUCACAGUGACCUCCGCCGCAGGAUUCGUGCCUUGCUCCCAGUCUGGGGAUGCUGGUAGGAGCGGCGUGUCCCAGGCCCCCACCGCAGCCAGAUCUGAGGGGGACUGUGAAGAGACUGUGGCUGGCCCUGGCGAGGAGACUGUGGCUGGCCCUGGCGAGGGGACUGUGGCCCCGACAGCACUGCAGGGUCCAAGCCCUGGAAGCCCUGGGCAGGAGCAGGCGGCCGAGGGGGCCCCUGAGCACCACCGAUCCAGGCGCUGCACGUGCUUCACCUACAAGGACAAGGAGUGUGUCUACUAUUGCCACCUGGACAUCAUUUGGAUCAACACUCCCGAACAGACGGUGCCCUAUGGACUGUCCAACUACAGAGGAAGCUUCCGGGGCAAGAGGUCUGCAGGGCCACUUCCAGGGAAUCUGCAGCUCUCACAUCGGCCACACUUGCGCUGCGCUUGUGUGGGGAGAUAUGACAAGGCCUGCCUGCACUUUUGCACCCAAACUCUGGACGUCAGCAGGUUGAAGUCAAGGACCAACAAAGCAAACAGGCUUUAGACCUCCACCAUCCAAAGCUCAUGCCCGGCAGUGGACUCGCCCUCGCUCCAUCUACCUGCCCCCACUGCCUCUUUCAGGAAGGAGCCCCUUAGGAGGACAGGCCUGCAGCAUCCUGGUCUCGGGAGGCUUCUGUCAUUGCUCACACACAGUUCAGAUUUCCACCUCUUUAUAGACAAGAAGUGAAUUUGCCUGGGGCAGAACACCCACCCAAAGAGUCCCCACUUAACAAUACCCCCCCACGGCAAGAAUGCCCAAAUCCGAAUGACCCCAGUUUUCCUAAUGAGUAAAAUGAUCCCAGAUGUGCCCCAGAGCAUGACGCCCGCAGCUCCGGUUUCAUGCAGGAAAUUGGUUUUGGAGAGUUUUGGCAAGUUGGAAAGCCACUUACUGGCUUUUGACAUGACUUCUCUUGGAGAAUAAGUGGACUCCAAGCUAACUCUUUGCAAAUGUAAACACAUGUCCAUCUUGUAAUAAAUGCAAAAUGCCCGUGCAGCAGAAGCAUGCGACUUUCAUAUCCUUGCCUAGAAUAGGCUGCAUGGUGUAUGUCAGUGAGGGCCACGAGGCGUCGGCUUUAGACACAGAUCAUAGCUCUACAGGAGUUUAUGAAUUUGAAGCUUAUGGGAUUUUGGCAGAGAAAUUUUCAGCUGUGCUUGAUACCCACCAAAAGAAUGUAUCUCAAAAGAAUGAAGGAAGAAGAAAAAAGGAUCCUUGAUGUUUGUGACAAGAAAAUGAGAAAGUUAGUAUCUGCAAUACAGAGCUUGUUCCUGUUCAGUGACUGACCCUCUGUAUUCUGUAUAGACACCAGGCCGAUACACAGUGGAGUUCCCAGGCCUUGUUUGCAGGAAGCCGACUGUAAAGACAGCCCCAGCUCAAGGCUAUUAGGUUGAAUAUUUGCUUUCAUGAGUAAAUGUGGAUCUUUGGGGAAUGGCUUCAAAAUAAGUCACGAACACAAAUUCUUUGUAAAUUAUGUAAAUUCCUGUUUAUAUAAAUUGGCAACAACUUAUACCGUCUGACAGUUCAAAAUCUCUUUCAGCUGCGCUCUUCCCGCUGAGCCGAGCUUACUGUGAGUGUGGAGAUGUUAUCCCGCCAUGUAAAGUCGCCUGCGCAGGGGAGGGCUGCCCAUCUCUCCACCCAGUCACAGAGAGAUAGGAAACGGCAUUUGAGUGGGUGUCCAGGGCCCCGUAGGGAGACAUUUAAGAUGGUGUAUGACACAGCAUUGGCCUUGACCAAAUGUUAAAUCCUCUGUGUGUAUUUCAUAAGUUAUUACAGGUAUAAAAGUGAUGACCUAUCAUGAGGAAAUGAAAGUGGCUGAUUUGCUGGUAGGAUUUUGUACAGUUUAGAGAAGCGAUUAUUUAUUGUGAAACUGUUCUCCACUCCAACUCCUUUAUGUGGAUCUGUUGAAAGUAGUCACUGUAUAUACGUAUAGAGAGGUAGAUAGGUAGGUAGAUUUUAAAUUGCAUUCUGAAUACAAACUCAUAUUCCUUAGAGCUUGAAUUACAUUUUUAAAAUGCAUAUGUGCUGUUUGGCACCGUGGCAAGAUGGUAUCAGAGAGAAACCCAUCAAUUGCUCAAAUACUCAGAAAGUACUGUCAAAAGCCUAAUAAAAAAGCUAAAGUUUGCUCU